Messenger RNA from Armigeres subalbatus, 696 nucleotides. RefSeq lists its product as uncharacterized. Lineage: Eukaryota; Metazoa; Arthropoda; Insecta; Diptera; Culicidae. The transcript is spliced from 5 exons. Gene Ontology annotation, molecular function: odorant binding. The coding region runs from base 60 to 599 and encodes 179 amino acids. The record is from RefSeq and is a predicted model, not a curated record.
AAUGAGCAUCACACUACGGCGUUCAUUGUUCCCAGAUACAGUAAGUCUAAGCUUUCAGCAUGAAACAGUUCGGAUCCCACAAGUUACUCAUCGUUGCCGUGAUCGGUGUCGUCAUGCCCAUUUCAUUGGCGAUUGAUUGCAAAGAAGUAUUUCAAAGGAAAGAAGAACUCGAGAAUUGCUGCACAGCGUCCUCGUUCAUCACUAUAGAAAAUCUGAAAAGUACCAUGGAUGCGCAGGAAGGAAACCACCACGAGAAAUUUUUCUGUGCAACGCAAAGUUUGCUGCAAGAGCAAAACCUACUGAACGGAGAUGAUAUCAACGUUGAUGCCAUGAAACAGAAAACCGAAGGUUUCGAUGAUGACUGGAAGCAAAAGUCUUUGCAGAUGAUCGAUGCCUGUGUCGAACGGAUCCAGACUAUGACUGCCGAAAUGGAGCAACGUGGUGGUCCCAAGGGACAAUGCAAACCGAAUGCCGGUAUGUUCAUCAUUUGCGUAGGAAAGGAAACCAUCAAGAACUGUCCAGCUGAUAAGUGGAACUCAUCGGAUGUUUGUGAGAAAGUGAAGAGCGGAGACUGUGACAAACGAGGACCUCGGAAUUAAACACGCAGCAGGAAAUAAACUGAAAUAAAAUUUCCGACCAGACAAACCAAUGAAAAACUGUUACGUCAAAUAAAUUUGUGUUGUUAUCAUUUUGUUA